This is a messenger RNA of Penicillium macrosclerotiorum, 2196 nucleotides long. RefSeq lists its product as uncharacterized. Lineage: Eukaryota; Fungi; Ascomycota; Eurotiomycetes; Eurotiales; Aspergillaceae. Bases 1 to 2196 code for a protein of 731 amino acids. The transcript has a single exon. The record is from RefSeq and is a predicted model, not a curated record.
AUGACUUCUUUACAAGAGGCACUCCACUGUCUCCAACCGACAUCGUGGGAUGCAAUCCCACAGUCUCCUGAAGAUCUCCGUGAAUACGUGCGCGAUAUCUUCAAGAAAGGUCGACUUAUAGCUGAAUCACUCCCGGAUCCUCCGCCGUACGAUAGUGAGGCACAUCAUGGCCGGGCGAACUCACCGGCGCGCGUUGUCCCAUCUUCCGCUCGCAUAGCAGAGACUGAUCCAGAGAUCACGUCAAUGCAGAAGGAAUGGGGAAAACCGAUAAAAAUGGGUGGUCCCAAGGAUAAUCCACUUGGUGUGCAUGUCUGGAAACUGUCUGCAAACGAUGGAGGUGGCCAAUGGUUCGGGAGACGGAGCGUGCAUAACGGUCUUCCCUUCGUGCAGUGGAAGAAGAAACUCUCUACAGAAUAUGACGAGACUCUGAAGGUCAACGAGAAGAAGAUUGAGAAGGGCGAAACUCCUGAUAAUAGCAUUCGUGGUAUUGGCGCCGAGCAGAAAGUUGAGUCGAUGGAGGUCAAGGACGAAGAUGGCUCCGUGCUGUGUCAGGUUGCAGUCUACCAUGUUUCAGCUCAAUUUCCCAGACCAACAGCGCCGCGAGACUUUGUGGCUUUGAUCAUCACUUCAGAGAUUGGACUACAAAUUGGCGGAACAAAACAACCUGGGCGGAGCUGGAUGAUGAUCUCCAAGCCAUGCGAUCAUCCCGAUGUGCCCCUUAAACAUGGGUAUACUCGAGGAGAGUAUGAGUCUGUGGAAUUAAUCCGCGAGAUUCCAAAGAAAGGAAGCAGUCAAAGUAGCUCCUCCAGUUCCUGUGGAAAUACUUCGGAAGAAAAGGAGAGCGAAAAUAAAUCCGACGAAGCAUGCAAAGAUGCGGCGGUUGAAGAUCGACACGAUCUAGAAGAUGAGGACGGUGAGCUCAUACCCGUCGAAUGGAUUAUGGUCACUAGAAGCGACCCUGGAGGCAAUAUUCCCCGGUGGAUGGUUGAUAAAGGCACACCCAAGAGUGUCGGCACUGAUGCGGCCAAGUUCGUCAACUGGGCCGUUGGAGAUGACGAACCUCAUAAUCCAGGGAAUCAUUUAAAAAGUAACCCUGGCAAUUCCUCUUCUGAAAAUCCAGGGCCCAAGUCCAAUCCGGAAGAAUCCAAUGAGAGCCUCGAAUUUGAUGAUGGCAAUCAGUCCAGCUCCGAAACAGACUCAACAGAUACGGAUAAAUAUUCUCAUCAUGGGCUCAUCGCUAGUGUGACGGGCUUGCUCAAUACCGGUCUUGAACGGUUUGCGCCUCAAGCUUUUCUCGACUAUAUUCCGCAUCAUAACCAACCACCACACCAUCUUCCACAUGGCGUCAAGGUUACAGCAGAUGAAGCAGAUGGGGCAAAUGACAUAUCGAACUCUUCUAGGGUACCAGGAUCGAACCAUCAUCAGUACGACACUGCCUCACCCACCUCCCACAUACCAGAUCGUAUUUCGCUGUCUUCUACUCGCUCCGAUGGAGCUCUUGCAACAGUGGAGAUGACACAAAACAAUGCCCCGCCAGCGGAGCUGAUUCAAAUGACCAAAACUGGCAAACUCACGACGCACGAGAAAGAACUAGCCAAGCUGGCCCUUCGUAAACGAGAAAUCGAUGCAAAACUCGAAACAAUCCGCUCAGAACUUGAUAUCCUCCACAUGCCUUCGCAGAGCAGCCCCUCAACGCCACUCAAGGGUGUCUACAAUGACUUUGAUAGCGACACCAGCGGCAUGCUAAAACGGUCGGCCGGAAACCGCUCCUCAACUCCGGCCAGCACCGGCACUGGUACAGCCCAUAGCCAGCGAGGCGGCAAUGAUAAUGGUAAUAGCAGCGAUGGCCAGUCUUCCCAGGCACCUCGAACCCAGACACAGACCCCAGAACCACCGGCACACACCCAUAAAGCUGCUUCGCAACUCUUCCAUGAGGAAUCUAAGCUUUUGAAGCAGCUGCGCAAGGUCGAAGGCAGCCAGUUCAAGGUUGCAUCUAAGAUUGAGGCCAGACAGCGGAAAGAGGCCGAGCGGUCAGAGAAGACAAAGUCCAGGUCUGAGGUUGAGACUCUGCGUCUUGAGGUGAAGGAGUUGAAGAAAGAGGUGAUCAAGUUGCGAUCGGAGCGGCAAAAAUGGGUAGAUCUUGUCACUUCAUUGCAGGCGGAGAAUACGAAGCUGGCUUCAAGAGACCAGGAUUGA